Messenger RNA from Musca domestica (house fly), 2971 nucleotides. RefSeq names its product paired box protein Pax-3-A. The record is from RefSeq and is a predicted model, not a curated record. NCBI's taxonomy places the organism in Eukaryota, Metazoa, Arthropoda, Insecta, Diptera, Muscidae. Bases 607 to 2460 code for a protein of 617 amino acids. The transcript has 5 exons. Gene Ontology annotation, biological process: regulation of transcription by RNA polymerase II; anatomical structure development. Gene Ontology annotation, molecular function: RNA polymerase II cis-regulatory region sequence-specific DNA binding; DNA-binding transcription factor activity, RNA polymerase II-specific.
ACUGUAACAGUGGCUGGUGACGAACGACUCAACGUCAGCUAGCUGAGAGUGAAUGCCUCAGUCUGAUAACUGGUGGUUUCGUGUUUGGAUCGUGAUUGCGCUUCAAUGAAAUUAGAGAACGACGGCAGCGGCGACGACGAGAACGGAAAAGAAGAACAAUUCAAGAAGUUUGACUUGAAAUCGGGAAGCGAAGAACAUGUUUUCGGCAUCUCAGUUCAGUUGGGCUGUUUCUGUGUUAAUGACGGUUUCAACAAAUAAAUGUGUCUCAUAAAUUAGUGAACGAAACGAUUGACUAGCUAAAUUGAAAUGACCAGUGAAUUCCAAAAUAGAAAUAAUUAAAUUCAAGAAACACAAGGGUUUCAAUACCAAAAACAAAGAAAAAACAACAACAAAUAAAACCAGCUACGAAAAACAAAAGAACGGUGGCAUUAAACGUCAACGCUUGAACUAUUUACCUAAUAUCCGUGUUAAGCUACUUGCUAAUAAAACCACUUUGACUCUUGACAAACGCAGAAAUAGAACCUUUAACCCUUCAACUAGUUAUUGCCAAGCUCCGUUCACAAAAAAAUACGCUUUACGCUGGAAAAGCGAAACAAAUAAAUUGUCAUGUUGAUUGAAUCGGGUAUCAAUCGCGACUUUGGAUCUAUAGCACCAGGCAGUUUCAAUAUACCAGCACACUGGAAGAUGGAUCCACCCCGAAUUCCUGCACUGAAUACUCCCGCAGCUGCAAAUGUAGCGGGUGCAAUGCCACCUCUUCACCCCAACGUGGGACUGGUACCCUCCGGGCAAAUACCGGGAUCUGCAAUAUUCACAGGCGGAGCCAAUGGCCAACCAUCCCCCAGCACGCUGAGUGCUCUGGUAUCUCAACAACGACUAUUGGAACUAUCACGAUUCAGUGGUUUACGAGGAUAUGAUAUCGCCCAGCACAUGCUGACACAACAGGGUGCGGUAUCCAAGCUAUUGGGUUCCUUGCGACCACCUGGCCUAAUUGGUGGCUCGAAGCCAAAAGUGGCCACUCCAACAGUGGUGUCCAAAAUCGAACAGUACAAACGGGAGAAUCCAACGAUAUUUGCAUGGGAAAUACGAGAACGUUUGAUAUCCGAAGGUGUUUGUACCAAUGCUACAGCGCCCUCAGUAUCAUCCAUAAAUCGAAUUUUGAGAAAUCGAGCAGCGGAACGGGUUGCAAAUGAGUUUGCUCGCACUGCGGCCUAUGGACUGUACCCGCCUCAUCCGUAUGGAGGUUUCUCGUGGCAUCCAGCAGCUGCUGCAGCUGCGGCAUCUACGGGUGGAUCGUCACCACACUUUUGGUCGCCGGCCAUGAGUGCAGGACCUGCUUUAACAACGAUGCCUCCUGUAAGCCAUUCUGCGUCUGUCAUAAAUGUCAACAGCACAAGUAGGGCAAUUUCUCCCAGUUCUGGCAGCCACGAUACGUUGGAGUCGCCGGACGACAGCCGUCACAUUGAUUCAGAUUAUUUGGACGAUGACGACGAACCGAAAUUCCGAAGAAACCGCACCACAUUUACGCCUGAACAACUUGAAGAGUUGGAGAAGGAAUUCGAUAAAAGUCACUAUCCAUGUGUGAGCACCAGAGAACGUCUAUCCAGUCGUACAUCACUAAGCGAGGCCAGAGUACAGGUUUGGUUUUCGAACAGAAGGGCAAAGUGGCGUCGGCAUCAACGCAUGAACCUCUUGAAACGGCGGUCAAGUCCCACUGGCAACACAUCGACCGCACACUAUUCCCAACAAUCGCUUGAAACUUGCAGCAAUCCUACAUCGACAUCUCCUACGCCCAGCACAAACAGUAACGCCUCGACCUGCCCGAAUGACCAAUCAUCGAGCAUAACACAACAGUCACAUUCAGCUCCCCCAUCUUCGGACCCUUCCUUGCUGCCAGGUCAUCAAGCUGGCCAGCCUGUUCAGCCACAGCCUUCACUUCAAGCUCACAUGUCCAAUAUGCAUUCCCAUCACGGCGAUCCGCAGUCUGCAGCUGCCGCUUUACUGCUCAACCAUUAUCACCAACAGCACCAACAAUUAGCUAAGGGCCAAUCGCCAAACUUGGCCAUGCCGGCGACGUCCUUUGGGGUGCUGGGCAGUGAGUCGCACCAACAAUUGGCAGCAGCCAUAGCUACAGGAUCCCCCACUCUCUCCAUGGGAGGAGAACACAGUGCUUUCAGGUCGUUGGUUAGCACGCCUUCGGCCGCAGCCUUUGCCCUUGGCCUGGCCCGUCAGUAUGCCGUAGCUGCUUCUUUAUCAGCCGCUGAUAAUGGAAAGCACUUAUCUGCGACCAGCGAACAAGCGUCGAAGCCAGUUUCAAUUAAUGACUCCGAUUCGGACGAUGAAGAAAUAAAUGUACACGACGAUUCUAAUGACGCCGAGGCCAGUUUUUACUCUUCGGCAUCUGGUUCCGAGGCCAAUCAACAACCUAGAGUUCCUAUGCAGUUGGUCAAGCAUGAACGCUGAUUUAAGGGUGCUUACGGCAAUGCGGAAUCUGGUGCUAUGAACCCCGAAUAGAAGCAAUUGUCAAUGUGCAAUCAUACGCUUAUAAACGAUAUCUUUACCAAAGUUUUUCCAAGACUUAACUCAUAAAGUUUUCUUCAUGCGGCAUCAAACGCAAACACCCAGCCUUGUCCUCUUUGCAGAUCGCCCCGACCCUCUUAAUCGUAAAUACACAGCUCACACGCUGACUUGUACUUUAGUUCCCGAAUGACAAGAGCGUUGAUCGAACCGGACAAUAAUGUAAAUGGCGGCGGCAAAGGCGGUAUAGAAACAAUGGGAAAUUCGCCCGAAUUACUUAAUAUGACUUAGAUGCAAUCACGUCAAUGAUGUACAGUAGAAUACAAAUGUUUCAAUUACAAUUUAACUAAUUACGUAUUGAAUUUAAAUUUAGUCUUUCUCUCUCUCUAUUUCUCUCCCCAGACUUCUUAUCAACUCAUUUAAGUAGCAAUUGAAUAAACUCUCUACUUUCAAAAAA